Messenger RNA from Esox lucius (northern pike), 1483 nucleotides. It is a transcript of the gene mrps22, whose product is annotated as mitochondrial ribosomal protein S22. Gene Ontology annotation, cellular component: mitochondrial small ribosomal subunit. The record is from RefSeq and is a predicted model, not a curated record. The transcript is spliced from 8 exons. Gene Ontology annotation, molecular function: structural constituent of ribosome. Lineage: Eukaryota; Metazoa; Chordata; Actinopteri; Esociformes; Esocidae. The coding region runs from base 30 to 1055 and encodes 341 amino acids.
UCUCUUUCCUAGUCUUGAACGUGAUAAACAUGGCCGCGCUAGGUGCUGCUCGGUGUCUGUUUAGGAACUAUUCUCGGGUAAAAAAUGUCGAUCAAAAUACACGAAUACUUAUCGGACGUAGCAGGAGGAUGCUGUGCACCUCAUCGUCGAACAGCAGUUCUCCAGAUGCACAUUCAAAGCCUCAGUUCAAAGAUGCCGAGGUCCAGGACAUCCUAACCAGAAUCACAGGCUUGGAUCUGGAGAAGGUGUUCAGACCCAUCAAACAGGAGAUGAAGCCCCCCACAUACAAGCUAAUGACAGACACCCAACUGGAGGAGGCUACACAGCAGGCCAGAGAGGAGGCCAAGAAGCUCCUAAAGAUGCCCCCGGUGUUACCAGAGAGAAAACCCAUCCACGAUGUACUCUCUGAGGAUAUGAUUCUGGAAGGCAUGGACACAGCCAAAUACAUCUUCACCGACAUUACCUUCAACAUACCACACAGGGAGCGGUUCAUAGUGGUCCGGGAGCCCAGUGGGACUCUGAGGAAGGCGUCCUGGGAGGAGAGGGACAGGAUGGUGCAGGUCUACUUCCCUAAAGAGGGCCGCAGGCUGAUGGCACCUCCCAUCUUCAAGGAGGAAAACCUCAAGUAUGUGUUUGGACAGGAUCGUCAUGUGGAUUUGUUGGAUCUCUGCCAGGUCCAGUUUGAACCAGACUCCUCAGAAUACAUCAGGGUUCAUGCAGCAACUUAUGAGGAUCUAGAAAAGCAGAGAAAGUAUGAUCUGCUUCGCUCUACCAGACAUUUUGGAGGCAUGGCCUGGUUCCUGGUCAACACCAGGACGGUUGACGGACUCAUCGUAGACAUGUUGCAGAAAGACCUGUUGCAGGAUGCUGUGAGUCUGGUGGGUCUGUUCAACAUGGUCCAUCCACACAGCGAGACGGCCAAGGAAAGCUCCAGCCAGCAGGCCUCGGGUCUGGACCUGAUCAAGAUCUACGCCAAGCGAGAGUCUCAGCGGGCAGGGUACAUUGAGCUGGCCUUACAGGCCUAUGAACAGAUCUCUGCAGAAGGCUCCGUCUGACCGUCCCAACCAGAGGAACGAACUGAUGGAGCAGUCACGUGCGACGACCUGUCUGUCCACCCAACGUUUUAUGAGCUGGAUAAAGUCAGCUAGCAAGAGAAGAACAUUCUUUGAAACAUGGACCUCAUUGCAAUCCAAGCCUGCACUGACAUUGAAUAUCAUCAACAUGGGCGCAUGUUUACAAGCCUUCAGUCCUGUGGUUUGAUGGAAGGGCACACACUGUAUGGCAAAUAUUCCCUGUAUUUCAUCGUUCCUUUUUGUUUGUGCAUUACGUUAUCACACUCUCAACAUUGGAGCUGUAAGAUGUUUCAUGGUCAAGAUUUAUGUAUAUAAAAAUUCAAUUAGUGUUUAUAUACUGUUUUAAUAUGACAUUUUCUGAAUGUUAACACUGCAUCUUUAUUUAGCAGAUAAAAAAAAUAAUAAUAAUU